Molecule: messenger RNA, 2286 nt
Organism: Oncorhynchus keta (chum salmon)
Lineage: Eukaryota; Metazoa; Chordata; Actinopteri; Salmoniformes; Salmonidae
Exons: 2
Coding region: 1-2286 (761 amino acids)
Source: RefSeq, a predicted model, not a curated record
AUGGUGCAGACACAGUGGCUGUCCUCCACCUGCGUCCUUCCUACCACCCAGGUGAUUUGGGCCUACCCUGCUCUGCCACACCCCUACCCUGCUCUGCCACACCCCUACCCUGCUCUGCCACACCCCUACCCUGCUCUGCCACACCCCUACCCUGCUCUGCCACACCCCUACCCUGCUCUGCCACACCCCUGCCAUACCACUUCCCUACCCUGCUCUGCCACACCCCUACCCUGCUCUGCCACACCCCUGCCAUACCUCUUCCCUACCCUGCUCUGCCACACCCCUGCCCUGCUCUGCCACACCCCUACCCUGCUCUGCCACACCCCUGCUAUACCUCCUCCCUACCCUGCUCUGCCACACCCCUGCCAUACCUCUUCCCUACCCUGCUCUGCCACACCCCUGCCAUACCUCUUCCCUACCCUGCUCUGCCACACCCCUGCCAUACCUCUUCCCUACCCUGCUCUGCCACACCCCUGCCAUACCUCUUCCCUACCCUGCUCUGCCACACCCCUGCCAUACCUCCCCCUACCCUGCUCUGCCACACCCCUGCUAUACCUCUUCCCUACCCUGCUCUGCCACACCCCUGCCAUACCUCUUCCCUACCCUGCUCUGCCACACCCCUGCCAUACCUCCCCUACCCUGCUCUGCCACACCCCUGCCAUACCUCUUCCCUACCCUGCUCUGCCACACCCCUGCCAUACCUCUUCCCUACCCUGCUCUGCCACACCCCUGCCAUACCUCUUCCCUACCCUGCUCUGCCCCCUGCCAUACCUCUUCCCUACCCUGCUCUGCCACACCCCUGCCAUACCUCCUCCCUACCCUGCUCUGCCACACCCCUGCCAUACCUCUUCCCUACCCUGCUCUGCCACACCCCUGCCAUACCUCUUCCCUACCCUGCUCUGCCACACCCCUGCCAUACCUCUUCCCUACCCUGCUCUGCCACACCCCUGCCAUACCUCUUCCCUACCCUGCUCUGCCACACCCCUGCCAUACCUCUUCCCUAACCUGCUCUGCCACACCCCUGCCAUACCUCUUCCCUACCCUGCUCUGCCACACCCCUGCCAUACCUCUUCCCUACCCUGCUCUGCCACACCCCUGCUAUACCUCUUCCCUACCCUGCUCUGCCACACCCUGCCAUACCUCUUCCCUACCCUGCUCUGCCACACCCCUGCCAUACCUCUUCCCUACCCUGCUCUGCCACACCCUGCCAUACCUCUUCCCUACCCUGCUCUGCCACACCCCUGCUAUACCUCUUCCCUACCCUGCUCUGCCACACCCCUGCCAUACCUCCUCCCUACCCUGCUCUGCCACACCCCUGCCAUACCUCCUCCCUACCCUGCUCUGCCACACCCCUGCUAUACCUCCUCCCUACCCUGCUCUGCCACACCCCUGCCAUACCUCCUCCCUACCCUGCUCUGCCACACCCCUGCCAUACCUCCUCCCUACCCUGCUCUGCCACACCCCUGCCAUACCUCUUCCCUACCCUGCUCUGCCACACCCCUGCCAUACCUCCUCCCUACCCUGCUCUGCCACACCCCUGCCAUACCUCUUCCCUACCCUGCUCUGCCACACCCCUGCUAUACCUCUUCCCUAACCUGCUCUGCCACACCCCUGCCAUACCUCCUCCCUACCCUGCUCUGCCACACCCCUGCCAUACCUCCUCCCUACCCUGCUCUGCCACACCCCUGCCAUACCUCCUCCCUACCCUGCUCUGCCACACCCCUGCCAUACCUCCUCCCUACCCUGCUCUGCCACACCCCUGCUAUACCUCCUCCCUACCCUGCUCUGCCACACCUCCUGCCAUACCUCUUCCCUAUCCUGCUCUGCCACACCCCUGCCAUACCUCCUCCCUACUGCUCUGCCACACCCCUGCCAUACCUCCUCCCUACCCUGCUCUGCCACACCCCUGCUAUACCUCCUCCCUACCCUGCUCUGCCACACCCCUGCCAUACCUCCUCCCUACUGCUCUGCCACACCCCUGCCAUACCUCCUCCCUACCCUGCUCUGCCACACCCCUGCCAUACCUCCUCCCUACCCUGCUCUGCCACACCCCUGCCAUACCUCCUCCCUACCCUGCUCUGCCACACCCCUGCCAUACCUCCUCCCUACCCUGCUCUGCCACACCCCUGCUAUACCUCUUCCCUAACCUGCCCUGCCACACCCCUGCCAUACCUCCUCCACUACACUCCACUACCCAGGUCCUUCACACCCUAUGUGAGCAGAGGUCACCUGAUUCACUGUGGUGACAUGGGAAGAGAAGAGGAGCACUUAAAACACUUCAUCUAA